Molecule: messenger RNA, 796 nt
Organism: Funneliformis caledonium
Lineage: Eukaryota; Fungi; Glomeromycota; Glomeromycetes; Glomerales; Glomeraceae
Source: the annotation of a GenBank genome assembly
AUGACUUCUAUGGCUUCUGAAAAUAAAAAAGUUACCAUUACUGACGAUUUGGAUGAUUUGGACGAACUCUUUGAUGAGGUACUGGACGACUUUUCUUCACAGUCUAGUUCAAAUAAGCCGUCUGGUUCUUCUGCAUCAAGAUUUCCUUCAAAUGCACCACCUGAUAAUAUUGGAGAUCAAGUUGAUCCAUCUAUACAAGUAGACGAUGAAUAUGCAAAACAACUUGCUGCUGAUAUGGAUGUUUUUGUCAAAGAAUUGGAGGAAAAUGAAGAAUUAAGAAUGGCAAUGCAAGGAUUUAUGAAAACUAUUGGUGAUGUGGAUGAGAAUUUUAUAAAUAAUUUAAAUGAAACUAAGGGACCUAGUGUUGGAAGUAAUAACAAUUAUGGGAAGUCCACUACUGACUCCAAAGGAACCUCGUUCCAAGAUAAAAUCAAUCAAACAAUGAAUAAGCUACAAAAUACUUCGGAACAACUUGAUGCUGAAAUUACAGAUGGAUCGAAUGAUUUAAUGGAAGAGAUGAUGAAGCAUUUAGAAAGCGUGGGUAAUUUGUCCGGACUCUCAGAUAUUGGCGACAUGGAAGAAAAUUUUAACGGUGGAGAAAUGGAAAAAAUUUUUGAAUUUAUGAUGGAAACAUUAGCGACAAAAGAUUAUUUAUAUGAGCCAAUGAAAGAAUUCGCGCAAAAGUUACAAGACUUCGGACAACCACCACCAGAAAUCAUAAAUGAGUUGGCACCGGGAAUGGAUCUCGAUGAACAAGGAAUGCCAAAAUUGUCUGCAUCUGAUUUAUCAUCAUCAU